Molecule: messenger RNA, 1929 nt
Organism: Penicillium salamii
Lineage: Eukaryota; Fungi; Ascomycota; Eurotiomycetes; Eurotiales; Aspergillaceae
Source: the annotation of a GenBank genome assembly
AUGGCUGGCCUAUGCAAGCAGAUCUUAGGCCCCAUCGCUCGGGGCCGGACGGUGGUGACAUGCCGUCACCAGAGCACUCAUGCAAGAACCGCCGCAUCCUCCGAAUUGCCUCCCCCAGAACGAUCAGCGCAGCCCAGGCUGUCGACGUUGAAGUCUGCCAAACCUUUUUCCGAGUUCCUGACAGAUAACUUCAAUCGCCAACAUGACUACCUCCGCAUUAGCGUCACGGAACGGUGCAACCUGCGAUGUCUAUACUGCAUGCCCGAGGAGGGCAUCGAUCUCUCACCAUCCGCGAAAUUGCUCACAUCCCCCGAAAUCUUAUAUUUAUCCUCGCUAUUUGUGUCACAAGGAGUAACCAAGAUCCGAUUGACUGGCGGGGAACCGACGGUCCGCAAAGACAUUGUGCCACUCAUGCAGGACAUUGGCAGACUGCGACAGAGUGGCCUGCGGGAACUAUGUCUCACAACGAAUGGAAUUUCAUUACAUCGCAAAUUGGACCCGAUGGUGGAGGCCGGAUUGACGGGAGUCAAUCUCAGCCUCGACACGCUGGAUCCGUUCCAGUUCCAGAUCAUGACGCGACGCAAAGGCUUUGAUGCUGUGAUGAAAAGCAUUGACCGAAUUCUGGAAAUGAAUAAGGUCGGUGCCGGUAUCAAGCUGAAGAUUAAUUGUGUUGUCAUGCGAGGCAUGAACGAUCGAGAGAUUCUCCCGUUCGUCGAGCUGGGCCGUGACAAGCCCAUCGAGGUACGGUUCAUUGAGUACAUGCCGUUCGAUGGAAAUAAAUGGAAUCAGGGAAAGAUGUUCCCGUACCAAGAAAUGCUGGCUGUCAUUCGAGAGAAGUAUCCCACGUUUGAGAAAGUGGCGGAUCACAAGAAUGACACGAGCAAGACAUACCGUGUUUCAGGCUUCGAAGGUCGCGUGGGAUUCAUUACCAGCAUGACGCAUAAUUUCUGCGGCACCUGCAAUCGGCUGCGCAUUACAAGCGAUGGCAACCUCAAGGUUUGCCUGUUUGGUAACUCGGAGGUCUCCCUGCGUGAUAUCAUUCGGAAGGAGAACAACGGGGCUCCGAUUGAUGUGGAUGCCAUGAGCAAUCUACAACUUUUGGAAACAAUCCAAAGGGCAGCCCGUCUCAGUGACGCAGGCGAGCUGGUCAAUGAACGAGAACGGGAGAUUCUCGACAUCAUUGGGAUGGCCGUGAAACGCAAGAAGGCGAAACACGCGGGCAUGGAGGAGCUGAAGGAUAUGAAGAACCGGCCCAUGAUUCUAAUUGACCAUAAAGCGAGCAAGAGACUCCAGUCUCACAGUCAUCCAUGGUCAAAGAUCCCCUCCCAUCUGCUCUCAUCCCCCAUGUCUUCUCAAAUUCGUCUCUACCACCAUGCACCCAAGCCCAAAGACUCUACAUCACCCUUACGACCAUCUCCUUCCCUCCCGACCACCUCAGACUCGGAUCUCCCCCACCUUACCCCCUCCAAGACUGUGCACAUGACGCAGAUUACCUCGAAGCCUGAAAGCGAGCGUGUCGCAACAGCAGCCUGCACCGUGACCUUUUCCAACGCCCGUCCCUACGACAUCCUCCGCCAGGGCCACACGCACAAGGGCGAUGUCUUCAGUGUCGCCCGCAUAGCCGGCAUUAUGGCCGCCAAACGCACUCCCGACAUCAUCCCCCUCUGCCACCCAGGUAUUGGUAUAACGGGUGUCGAGGUCAGCGUGGAACUCAUUGAACCGGACAACAACCAUGGUGCUAUGCAUGUCGUCGCAUCGGUUAGUUGUUUCGGUCGUACCGGGGUGGAGAUGGAGGCGAUGACCGCCACGAUGGGGGCAGCGCUGACGAUCUAUGACAUGUUGAAGGCAGUUGAUAAGGGCAUGAUCAUCGAGGCAGUUCGGCUACUGGAGAAGAAGGGAGGGAAGAGUGGGCAUUGGGUUCGAGAGUAG